AGUACAGAAUUAAACUAGCUUGGUUGUAGUAUACUAGUACUAUAUAUGUCCGUCCGGCCGUCAGUCUCCUGCAGAUGCAUAAUAAUAUCCUACCCCUGAAUCUGAUCGAUCGAUGUCUCCGUUAGCUGUGUGUGUGGUGUGGGGAGUGAAGAGGCCUUCUUCUUCGAAGUGGAUCAGGAGUACAUAUAUAUAGUACUUUCUACUGUUAAGCAAGGCAACAGGCAGAUCGAGCGAGGUAGCCCUGCCCAUAACUACCAGCUAGCAUUAAUUAAAACCGCCAGCCCAGUAUCGAUCGAUCGAUCUGCGAGCUUCUUCUUCCUAGCUCCAUCCAUCUCCACUCCAUUAAUUAAUUCUUCUCUCUUCUCUUCUUCACUAGAGAGAGAGAGAGAGAGAAGCAAUAAUAUAUGGCCAUCGGAGCAUUCGUGGAAGGCGGAGGCGCCGGCUACAGCGGCCGCGUGACGCCCUUCGUGGUGCUCUCCUGCAUCGUCGCCGGCAGCGGCGGCAUCCUCUUCGGCUACGACCUCGGCGUAUCAGGUGGGGUUACGUCGAUGGAGCCGUUCCUGAAGAAGUUCUUCCCGGAUGUGUACCAUCAGAUGAAGGGGGACAAAAACGUGAGCAACUACUGCCGCUUCGACAGCGAGCUCCUCACCGUCUUCACAUCCUCUCUCUACAUCGCCGGCCUUGUCGCCACCCUCUGCGCCUCCUCCGUCACCCGCCGCUUCGGCCGCCGCGCCUCCAUUCUCAUCGGCGGUUCCGUCUUCGUCGCCGGCUCCGUCUUCGGCGGCGCCGCUGUCAACAUUUACAUGUUGCUCCUCAACAGGAUCCUGCUUGGCAUUGGACUCGGUUUCACCAACCAGUCGAUCCCGCUGUAUCUGUCGGAGAUGGCGCCUCCGCAGCACCGUGGCGCCAUCAACAACGGGUUCGAGCUGUGCAUCAGCAUCGGCAUCCUCAUCGCCAACCUCAUCAACUACGGCGUCGACAAGAUCGAGGGCGGGUGGGGGUGGAGGAUCUCCCUGUCGCUGGCCGCCGUCCCAGCCGCCUUCCUCACCGUGGGCGCCGUCUUCCUGCCGGAGACGCCGAGCUUCGUCAUCCAGCGCGGCGGCGACGUGGACGAGGCUCGGGCGCUGCUGCGGCGGCUGCGUGGCACGGACGGGGUGCAGAAGGAGCUGGACGACCUGGUGGCGGCGAGCGAGGUGUCCAAGACGAUCCGGCACCCGCUGCGGAACAUGCUGCGUCGGAGGUACAGGCCGCAGCUGGUGAUCGCGGUGUUGGUGCCAUUCUUCAACCAGGUGACGGGGAUCAACGUCAUAAACUUCUACGCGCCGGUGAUGUUCCGGACGAUCGGGCUAAGGGAGAGCGCGUCGCUGAUGUCGGCGGUGGUGACGCGCGUGUGCGCGACGGUGGCGAACGUGGUGGCGAUGGCGGUGGUGGACAGGUUCGGGAGGAGGAAGCUGCUGCUGGUGGGAGGGGUGCAGAUGGUGGUGUCGCAGGUGAUGGUGGGGGCGAUCCUGGCGAGCAAGUUCAAGGAGCAUGGCGGGAUGGAGAAGGAGUACGCCUACCUGGUGCUCACCGUCAUGUGCGUCUUCGUCGCCGGCUUCGCCUGGUCCUGGGGCCCCCUCACCUACCUUGUCCCCGCCGAGAUCUGCCCCCUCGAGGUCCGCUCCGCCGGCCAGAGCAUCGUCAUCGCCGUCAUCUUCCUCCUCACCUUCGUCAUCGGCCAGACCUUCCUCGCCAUGCUCUGCCACCUCAAGUUCGCCACCUUCUUCCUCUUCGGCGGCUGGGUCUGCACCAUGACGCUCUUCGUCUUCUUCUUCCUUCCGGAGACCAAGCAGCUGCCCAUGGAGCAGAUGGACCAGCUCUGGAGGACGCACUGGUUCUGGAAGAGGAUCGUCGGCCCCCUUCAAUCUCAACCUCAACCUGCACCUGCACCUGCUGCUGCUUCUUCUUCCCUUGAGCUACAGCAGCAGCAUCAACAGGCAUCAUCGCAUCGAUCACAAUAAUUAAUUCCACACUGACACAAAUCAACGGUCAACCAUGCACAGACGCCUAUAAUAAGAUCAGUCAAGCUCAAUUGCAGCUUAAUUAAUUAACUGAUCACAAUGUGCAACCAUCAGGCCAUUUUCGUAAUAGUAAUACUCCUACUGUGUGUGUAUAUGCACAUUUUAUAUGGUCUCUCAAAUAUCUGAGCAGAAGCAACAUGCAAAAUUAUUAAGUAGUACUAUAAUCCGCUGUACCUACUUUCAUUUUUUUUUCUUUUGAAAAAAAAGGGAGAGGAAUCUGAUUUUUAUGUGAAGGGAAAGUAGGGUGACUCAGUGAAGAGGCCUUCGAAACAAGGACUCAGAGAAAGAGAAAAUGUGAAUGGGCCUAAAGGAAAAAGGCCUCAGCCCAUAAAGGAAAAAGGCCGCUGCCGUGCUGUGCGUCAAAAAAAAAAAAAAAAAAAA
Messenger RNA from Oryza brachyantha (malo sina), 2441 nucleotides. Its product is annotated as hexose carrier protein HEX6-like. Gene Ontology annotation, molecular function: monosaccharide transmembrane transporter activity. Gene Ontology annotation, cellular component: membrane. Gene Ontology annotation, biological process: monosaccharide transmembrane transport. NCBI's taxonomy places the organism in Eukaryota, Viridiplantae, Streptophyta, Magnoliopsida, Poales, Poaceae. The transcript is spliced from 3 exons. The record is from RefSeq and is a predicted model, not a curated record. The coding region runs from base 405 to 2000 and encodes 531 amino acids.